AUGUCUGACCAACAGUUUAAAACGGGGCAUAAUAUCCCCACCAGCGAUCUGAAGCAUCCCGGCCUCCAGUCGGACUUGCCUAAGCCGCAUCCCGAGUCCGAGAGAGUGCCGACCGAGGAUCAGGGGUACAAGACUUACCAGGCCGCCGGUAAGCUCAAGGGCCGGAAAGCUCUCAUCACGGGCGGCGACUCCGGGAUUGGCCGUGCGACGGCGAUCCUCUUCGCUAUGGAGGGAGCGGACUCCUUCAUCGUCUACCUUCCGGAAGAGGAGUCGGAUGCGCAGGAGACUAAGAAACUGGUUGAGAAGCAGGGGCAAAAGUGCUACCUCAUGUCUGCGGAUCUACGGGACCGCCAGAAUUGCAAGAAAGCGGUGGAUGAGGCCGUCAAGAACCUCGGGGGCCUUGAUAUUCUUUCCAACAACGCCGCCUACCAGAUGCAGGUAGACUCCAUCGCCGACUUAUCCGAGGAGCAAUGGAUCCGCACUUUCGACACCAAUAUUCACCCAUUCUUCUACCUCGCCAAAUACGCGCUCCCGCAUCUCAAGUCUGGCGCGUCUAUAAUAAACAACGCUAGCAUCAAUCCUUACAUUGGCCGCUCUGAUCUCCUCGAUUAUACAUCUACCAAGGGUGCGAUCGUCGCCUUCACGCGGGGUUUGAGCAACCAGCUUGUGAGCAAGAACAUUCGAGUCAAUGCUUUAGCCCCAGGACCCAUCUGGACACCCCUAAUCCCGGCUACAAUGACAAAAAGAAUCAAGAACAGUUCACAAGCCCCAUGGGAAGACCGGGUCAGCCGUCAGAGGUAG
This is a messenger RNA of Parascedosporium putredinis, 801 nucleotides long. Lineage: Eukaryota; Fungi; Ascomycota; Sordariomycetes; Microascales; Microascaceae. The record is from the annotation of a GenBank genome assembly.